UGUGUUCAGCUGCUCCAGCUGUCGUGCUCCACUCACUCUCUCAGGGCCAACAGGCUGAGUUCAGGGAGCACUUCUGGACACUAGCUCAGCCGGUCACUCACAGCCGCAACCAGGAAGGAGAGGUCACAGGAGACUGAAGACACAUCUGUGCCCCCGUGAGGCUGUUGUGUUCUCCACGCGCUGCCUUUCCACUUUACGGCAGCGCAGGCACCGCAGUGUGCAUGUUUGUGUUUGUCUAUUCUUGUUUGUCACCCAUCAGUUAGUGCAUUAAUAUGCAGAGUGUGUGUGUGUCUGUGUUGUGCGUGUGCAUAUGUAUGUCUGUGCUCCUCCGCAGUGCUAUUUCACAGCCUCCCACAGAAAGUGACACCUACACGGAAUGCACAGAUGGGUAUCAUUGGGACCCUCAGACUGAACAUUGCAAAGACAUUAAUGAGUGUGAGACUAUCCCUGAUGCCUGCAAAGGAGAGAUGAAGUGCUUCAACCACUAUGGAGGGUACCUGUGUUUGCCCCGCUCUGCGUCAGUCAUCCCUGCUCCAGAGCCUCCCAUCACACCCACAGAGACCUUCAACCCCUGUCCUCUGGGCUAUGAGCCGCAGGGCGACAGCUGCGUUGAUAUUGAUGAAUGUGAGAGGGAUGAACACGACUGCCAACCCAGCCAACAGUGCAUCAACACACUUGGUGCCUUCACCUGCCAGUGUCCUGAAGGUUACCGCAAAGUUGGCACUGAAUGCAUUGACAUCGAUGAGUGCAGGUACAGAUACUGCCAGCACCGCUGUGUUAAUGUCCCUGGGUCCUUCUCCUGCCAGUGUGAACCAGGCUUCCAGCUGGCAGGCAACAACCGCUCCUGCAUCGAUGUGAAUGAGUGUGACAUGGGUGCUCCCUGCUCCCAGAGGUGUUACAACACGUAUGGCACCUUCCUGUGUCGCUGCGAUCAGGGCUACGAGCUGGGACCUGAUGGCUUUGUCUGCAAUGAUAUUGACGAGUGCAGUUAUUCAAGUUACUUGUGCCAGUACCAGUGUGUUAAUGAACCUGGGAAGUUUUCCUGUGAAUGUCCAGAAGGAUAUCAGCUGCUAGGCACUAGGCUUUGCCAAGACAUAAAUGAAUGUGAAACUGGUGAGCACCAAUGCACGGAGGCACAGACAUGUGUGAACAUUCAUGGACGUUACCAGUGCGUUGACACAAACCGGUGCCAGGACCCUUAUGUCCAAGUGUCUGAGAACCGUUGUGUGUGCCCUGUCAACAAACCUGCCUGUCGUGAGUUGCCUUUCUCCAUUGUCCACCGCUACAUGAGCAUCACCUCUGAGCGAUCAGUCCCAUCGGACAUCUUCCAAAUCCAGGCUACGAGUGUGUCCUCGGGUGCCUACAACACCUUUCGAAUUCGCUCUGGAGAUGACAAUGGCGAUUUCUACAUUAGACAAAUCAAUAACAUCAGUGCCAUGCUUGUAUUGGCUCGAGCUGUCUCUGGGCCCAGAGAGUACACACUGGAUCUGGAGAUGGUGUCCGUAAAUCCACGUCUCAGCUAUCAGGGCAGUUACCAAAGUAGCUCCGCCUUGAGACUGUCCAUCUACGUUGGCCCAUACUCCUUUUAAAGGGAAAGAAAUGAAUCAGUUGAACCAAUCACUGUGAUGUUUAAAUUGUUGCUUUUUUUUACAAACACAAGUUGAAUAUAUAAUACAGUACAAUGCACAACACAUGUCUAGUAUUUCACAGAUGCAGCACUAAAUAAUAUUAGCACCAAUACAUCUAUCUAAGAGCUGCGUGGUCAAUAUAUGUAUCCGAUUGGAUCCUGAUGCUACUCACAUCUGCUGUGGGUGAGAAAAAUUGUGCGUGGCAUUUUUUCUGCCAGCCUUCAGGUGAAAUGAUUCAUACUGCCGUCACCACAAUAGUCUGUUUUCCACCGGUUUACAGCAUUAUCUUCCACUCUGCCUUGUUUGUCAUUUUAUAAUUCUUGUCAGCCCUGUUUCUUGUUGACACACAUGAUUCAGUAACCACUCGCAUCCGACCUCACGACCUCUACACUCCUUUCCAUGUAUUCUCUGUCUGCUGUUUGUCCCCUUUUUUUUUACAUUGUAAUUGUGAUGGUUAUUGGAAUUUAAAUAAAUACAAAUAUUUUA
Boleophthalmus pectinirostris (great blue-spotted mudskipper) is the source of this 2114-nucleotide messenger RNA. It is a transcript of the gene efemp2a, whose product is annotated as EGF containing fibulin extracellular matrix protein 2a. The record is from RefSeq and is a predicted model, not a curated record. Gene Ontology annotation, molecular function: calcium ion binding. The transcript has 11 exons. Lineage: Eukaryota; Metazoa; Chordata; Actinopteri; Gobiiformes; Gobiidae. Bases 273 to 1589 code for a protein of 438 amino acids.